This is a messenger RNA of Aspergillus steynii IBT 23096, 1081 nucleotides long. Its product is annotated as class I SAM-dependent methyltransferase. Lineage: Eukaryota; Fungi; Ascomycota; Eurotiomycetes; Eurotiales; Aspergillaceae. The record is from RefSeq and is a predicted model, not a curated record. The transcript is spliced from 3 exons. The coding region runs from base 84 to 902 and encodes 272 amino acids.
CCACGAUGGCUUCGGCAAACGAACCAACAACGCGACAAUGGCUGGCGUCGCUGGCCGAACCAGGCGUGCUUCUGGUGUGGGCCAUGUCUUACUAUGUGAAAACCAAUCUGGAAGCCGUUUUCCAACGAGGCCAGAUCCUCGCUCCACUACUAGAGACCAGCCGCCUCCGCGAUGAGGCGUUCGGCAAGUUCUGGCUCCAAUUCAGCUCCCUCCGAGAGGAUUCUAUUCAAUCCGCUCAGCCGGCCGCCGACCAACCUACUCCCCCCACGCAAGGCGAAAUCCAAGGCUCCUCGGACCUGAUUCCACCUAUUCUGGCCCAGGCCUCGGGUCUGGUCCUGGACGUGGGACCCGGCACCGGGACCCAGAUGCCGCUGCUACGGUCCCCGGCCAUCAAAGCCAUCUAUGGCGCCGAGCCUUGCCACGGACUGCACGAGGAGCUGCGCGCCCGGGCCAACGCCAACGGUCUCGGCGAGAAGUACCACAUCCUCCCCUGCAGCGUUGCGGGGUCGCAGCUGAACCCCGUCCUGCAGAAGAACGGGCUCGACCGCACGGACCGGGGAGUUUUCGACACCAUUGUCUGCGUGCGCGUCCUGUGCUCCGUGCCCGACAUGCAGCAGACCGUGAACGAACUGUAUGCCUUGCUCCGGCCCGGCGGCAGGCUGCUCAUCGUGGAGCACGUGGUGAAUCCGUGGCGGACGGCGAAGGGGUCCGUUGUGGCGAGGGCCCUGCAGACUCUGUACGGAGCCUUGGGCUGGAGCUUCUACGUGGGCGAUUGUUGUCUGAACCGCGAUACGGAAAAGGCGCUGCGGACCGCUGGCGAGUGGGAAUCCGUCGACAUAGAUCGGUGGUUUGGCCGCACCGUCAUGCCGUAUAUCUCGGGGGUUCUGGUCAAAAAGGCGUAGAUUACAGAGGUGUAUUUAGAUACGAUGGUGGUGGAGAAGAGAGGCCUCGUUGGUGCUCCGGUUGGACAGUUCCGAUGACUUUUGGCUUUUCGGUUUGUUAAGCUGUGAUAAAAGCAGACUGUGAAGUUGAUUUCUGGAGGGGAUACUCUUCGCAUGGAAGACUAGAGGGUAUCAAUAUC